AUGCUUUCCUUGGACCAUUCUUUGGGAGUGUGGGAAACCCGUCUCCCUAUUCUAUGCGCUCUCAUCGUCGUGCUGACUCUGGUAGUCUCACUAGCGGUAGGGGCCUACCGCUUAGCCUUUCAUCCACUCCGGCGAUAUCCUGGGCCAUGGAUAGCCGCCCUGUCCGAUCUUCCUUACCUGUAUUGGACAUGGGCAGGAACUCUCCAAUUCAAAAUCAAAGACUUUCACGACCGCUAUGGCGAGGUAAUCCGUAUAGGGCCCAACUCUCUUACCUACCGAAGCCCUCAGGUGUGGCGAGAGAUAUAUGGCACCCAGAGAAGGUUCCCCAAGGACCCCAGCUUCUAUGUGCCAACUCCCAGCGGACCGACCAUCGUCGGGGCAAACGACGCCGAUCACUCGCGCAUCCGGCGCCUGCUCGUGAACUCCUUCGCAGACAAAGCACUGCGCGAGCAGGAGGCUCUCAUUCAUGCUCAUGUGGACCUACUUAUGGAGACUUUGCGGGCCGAGGUAUCUGCGUCCCGGCAGACCGUGGACAUGGCCCAAUGGUUCGAGUUCGUCACCUUCGACAUUACCGGAGACCUGGCAUUCGGGGAGUCAUUUGACUGUGUGAAGUCCAAGCAGUACCACCCAUGGGUAUCUAUCGUCUAUCCCAGUAUGAAAUCGGCCGAGUUUGAGCGGAGUCUGCUGGUGUAUCCCGUCCUCACUCCACUCGUUAAGCUUCUGCUACCUCGACGACUUGUCCAAAUGCGAAGAGACCAUUGGCACAUGAGCAAUGAGAAGCUCCAGCGUCGUCUGGCCACCCAGACGGAUAGGAAAGACUUCCUGACUUAUAUCCUGCGGCACAACGACGAGCGCGGAAUGAGCCAUAGCGAGAUUGAAGCAAAUGCAGGUAUUCUGAUUAUCGCAGGGAGCCAAACCACGUCCACGUUGCUCUCUGGCUGUAUCUUUCACUUAUUCCAGAACCCCGCCGCCUAUCGACGACUCACAGAGGAGAUCCGCGGGGGCUUCGAAUGCGCCGAUCAGAUCACCUUUCAGUCGGUUGCCAAGCUCCCCUAUCUUUGCGCGGUGAUCGAAGAAACACUGCGCGUCUAUCCCCCAGUGCCCGCCAUUUUCCCACGACUGGUGCCCACAGGCGGCGCCGUGCUCAACGGCGAACAUGUCCCGGAAGGAGUCUCCGUCUCCGUCGCCCAUUACUCAACCUAUCGAUCAAGAACCAACUUCGCCGAACCAGACUCGUUCCUCCCGGAGCGCUGGCUGGACGAGGAAGAUCCGGGAUGGAACACCAAGUUUGCCGCCGACCGUCGGGAGGCGUUGCAGCCCUUCUCCUAUGGGUCUCGGAACUGCAUUGGUCAAAGACUAGCUUAUGCUCAAGCGCGAACCAUCCUGGCCAAGUUCCUGUGGAAUUUCGACGUCAGCCUGGAUCCGCAGUCGCUGGCGUGGACCGAUCAGCUGUCGUUUAGUAUUUGGGAGAGGCUGCCUUUGAUCGUGCGAUUGACGACUGUUUCACGCGAUCAGCCAGAAAUCAGUUGAUGCCGUAGAUGCUUGGUGAGAGUCAUCGUCAGCUAGCCGUGUAAGCCCAUCGUCAGUCGACACGGUCUUAGCUUAAAAGACUGAGUCGGGUUGCACCCCGAGAUAUGAAGCACGCGUUGUCGGCGCGAAAUAAACAGCAGUUAGUCCAUCGCGUCUAUCCACGCGUUCAUCCAUCUGAUCUAGUCAAGUUUGACCGUAUAGCAUCCAGUAUCGACUGACAUCUGUAGGAGGGAUCAAAGUCUUGAGUGAGAUGUGAGAUGUGAGUA
Aspergillus heteromorphus CBS 117.55 is the source of this 1796-nucleotide messenger RNA. RefSeq names its product cytochrome P450. The record is from RefSeq and is a predicted model, not a curated record. The coding region runs from base 1 to 1530 and encodes 509 amino acids. Gene Ontology annotation, molecular function: monooxygenase activity; heme binding; oxidoreductase activity, acting on paired donors, with incorporation or reduction of molecular oxygen. NCBI's taxonomy places the organism in Eukaryota, Fungi, Ascomycota, Eurotiomycetes, Eurotiales, Aspergillaceae. The transcript is spliced from 4 exons.